CUCCCAGCACUUUCCCAUAGACAGCAGAGUAAACAGCAGCCCAAGAGCCCCGAUCCUAUCCGGACAGCAGAACCUCCCCAACUGGAUUUCGUUGGAUUUACCGGCUAGUGAGGAGCCCUAAGGGGUGGGAGUCCCUCCAGCAGUGACAACAGGAGAAGAUGCGCAAACUGUGUUCCUAGGGGGAGUCUCGGGAAGGCGUAGAACUCUCUGCUGCCCCAUGAAGUGGAUACAAAGAGUUAGAAAGCCCCGCGCUGAAUGAGUGUUUUCUCCUCUUGCAAUCAAUAACCUUCUAUUUUGACACUUGGGGUGAUCCAAGGAAUGAAAGAUGACUGGCAAUGGACUGAUUUUGCUCAUGGGGACAAUUCUUCUCCAUGGCUGUCUAGCAAGGCCACCUGAUGACCAUGAUUACUAUCACCAAGAAAUCCUGACAAGGGACCAUUACUAUGCCUACCCAGACCCUGAGGAGUCACAGACACCCCCGGAGCCAGCUCCAGAGCCUGAAGAACCCCAGAAACCAGGGAUGGAAGUCAUAUAUGAGACCCAGGACACCAGAGAUGAAGUUUACCAAGUGUCCAAAAAGGAUUUCCAACCCAAGAAAAUGAAUAAGAAAGAGGAUAAGACUCAUGUACAGAUACCAGCCAAAACCGGUAGCAAGAAGUCCGAGAAGAACAAGAAGAGCCCUGAGAAGCUUGUCUUUGGAGGAGCUACGGAAGAAAAGGCUUUCCAUGUAGUUAGAGAAAACUGUCCACCUCUUGGACUAGAAACAUUAAAGGUGACCGACUUUCAGCUUCACGCAUCUACUGUUAAACGCUACGGACUAGGAGCCCACAGAGGCCGCCUCAACAUUCAGGCCGGGGUGAAUGAAAAUGACCUGUAUGAUGGAGCGUGGUGCGCGGGGAGGAAUGAUUUGUACCAGUGGAUAGAGAUCGACGCUCGCAGGCUCACCAAAUUCACAGGAGUCAUCACACAAGGCAGAAACUCGCUCUGGCUGAGUGACUGGGUGACAUCCUACCGAGUAAUGGUCAGCAACGACAGCCACAGUUGGGUUGUUUCUAGAAAUGAAUCAGGAGAAACGAUUUUUCAGGCAAACAGUGAGAAAGAGAUUCCGGUUCUGAACGAGCUUCCAGAGCCCUUGAUAGGACGUUAUAUUAGAAUCAACCCUCGUUCCUGGUAUGAAGAUGGCAACAUCUGUAUGAGGAUUGAAAUCCAUGCUUGUCCUUUACCAGACCCAAAUAAUUACUAUCACAGACGCAAUGAGAUGACGACUUCAGACAACCUGGAUUUUCGACAUCACAAUUAUAAGGAGAUGAGGCAGCUGAUGAAGGUGGUGAACGAGAUGUGCCCUGACAUCACACGCGUCUAUAACAUUGGGCGAAGCCACCAAGGCCUGAAGUUAUACGCAAUGGAAAUUUCUGAUAACCCCGGGGAGCACGAAGUUGGGGAGCCAGAGUUCCGUUACAUGGCUGGAGCUCACGGCAAUGAGGUUUUAGGUCGAGAGCUUCUUCUGCUCUUGAUUCAGUUCCUGUGCCAGGAAUACCAAGCUGGCAACAAGCGUAUUCGCCAUCUAAUCACCAAUACGCGCUUACACUUCUUACCAGCGGUCAACCCCGAUGGCUUUGAGAAGGCGGCCGACCUGGGCUCAGAGUUAGGUGGGUGGUCACUUGGCCGUUGGACUUCUGAUGGCAUUGACAUAAAUAACAAUUUUCCAGACUUAAACUCACUGCUGUGGGAGGCUGAGGACCGACCAAGGAAUAUCCGCAGAGUCCCCAACCAUUACAUCCCCAUUCCGGAAUGGUACCAGCAUGAGAAUGCCACGGUUGCCAUCGAGACACGUGCUCUUAUCACUUGGAUGGAGAAGAUCCCCUUUGUGUUGGGGGGAAAUCUUCAGGGUGGGGAGCUGGUUGUGUCAUACCCUUAUGACAUGGUACGUUCUCCAUGGAAGACCCAGGAAUAUACUGAAACCCCAGAUGACCACGUCUUUCGAUGGCUGGCCUAUUCCUAUGCGUCUACCCAUUGGCAUAUGACGGACUCCAGCCGCAGACCUUGCCACUCCGAGGACUUCAACAAAGAAGAAGGCACGGUCAAUGGGGCAUCCUGGCACACAGUGGCUGGAAGCAUUAAUGACUUCAGCUACCUGCACACCAAUUGCUUCGAGAUUUCAAUAUAUCUGGACUGCGAUAAAUUCCCUCAUGAGAGUGAGUUACCUGAGCAAUGGGAAAACAACAGGGAAUCCCUCAUUGUUUUUAUGGAGCAGGUUCACCGUGGGGUAAAGGGAGUUGUGAGAGAUGUCUAUGGACGAGGGAUUGCCAGUGCCAUUAUAUCAGUGGAGGGGAUUAACCAUGACAUUCGCACAGCAAAUGAUGGAGAUUACUGGAGACUGCUUAACCCAGGAGAGUAUGCAGUGACGGCUCGAGCUGAAGGAUUCACACCCUCUACCAAGAACUGUGCGGUGGGAUAUGAGAUGGGAGCUACACGCUGUGACUUUAUCCUUCCCAAAUCAAACCUGGCACGCAUCAAAGAGAUCAUGCAGAAGUUCGGAAAACAGCCGGUCAGCAUGUCUCUUCGCCGGAGAAGAAUUAGAUUCAGAACGGGGCAUCAUGGCUAAAAUACACCUUAUACCUUCAUGAACAGACUUUGAUAGACCUAGAACAUUCAAUUCCUCUGGACACAUUAGACUGAAGGAAUAAAACGGCUAGCAACUUGCUUACUAAGUACAACCUAUUGUUAUGGCGUCAGUCUUUCCUUGGCUCCUUGGACAUACAUUUUAUGAGAGCCUGAUAAGGAUAUUUAGUGUACUCUAUGCUUCGAUCAUCAUUAAACGGACAUUUUCCAAAGGAGUUGCUGAAAAACUUGAGCAAUUUGAAACUAGUUAUAUAACCAACUCCUGGCUAAGUAUCUGGUAAAAACAACAUGUAUAUCAUUAUAUAGUAACAUGAAGCUCGUCUUCAGGCUUUGCCGUCUUUGGAACUACCUGUUAUAUAUUUCACAUUGUUUGUUCAAGGCACAAAUGAUGCAGCAGUGAGAUGUCAGACUAACCUAAUGACUACAGUCUACUCAACGGGUAAAAUGGAAAAUUCUCUUGCUUCUAUGAAAGGAAAUCUGCCUCUUCAAUGGGAAAUGACUGCACUCAAUAGCCUUUAAAGAGAAGUGAUUAAAGCACAUUGUGCUUAAAUUAGAGGCGGGGGUGAUAUUUUAGCUCCUAUAUUCAGACUCAAGUGCGGUUCUUCAUUUUUAAUAUGGUUUCCUUUAAUUGUCUUCUGCUCCUACUGAAAGUGUUCCUGCCGAGAGAUUCUGUUUUUUAAUUGACAUGACGUUUAAUCAGUUUUCUGUUAGUGAGACAAAAUGAUGCAUUAGUCCUUGAAGCUGGAUUGAUCUCUUUAGUGUACUGCCUUGUUACCCUAGAAUGAUUAGAUGCCUUGUAUCAGGAAUAGCCUAAAGGUGUUUUAGAUCUUAGAAAUAAAUACGUUACAAAGAGCAAAAUGGAGGUUUUUCAGCCAACAAUGACAAUAACAAUGUGGUUUUGUAGUCUCCCACUCCCCAAUCCCAUGGGGUCUCAGAUCAGUGUGUAGGAGCUGGGAAGCAACUUGAGGCCAAUUAAGGAAAGAUUCUUGGUGAAUACUGACUUACUGUUCUAGAUAUUAAUGUAAGCUCAUCCUAAAGACCAGCCUGCAGGAGACCUAUUGCAACAACAAUUUCCUAUGUAUGUAACCUUGUUAUUGUAUUGGACUUCAAAGAGGUAACUGAACCCAGAAGGUGGCUCCUAACUUCAUGAGAUGUAUUUGCUCCACUUCUAC
Molecule: messenger RNA, 3794 nt
Organism: Xenopus laevis (African clawed frog)
Lineage: Eukaryota; Metazoa; Chordata; Amphibia; Anura; Pipidae
Gene: cpxm2.S
Product: carboxypeptidase X (M14 family), member 2 S homeolog
Exons: 15
Coding region: 326-2605 (759 amino acids)
Biological process (GO): proteolysis
Cellular component (GO): extracellular region
Molecular function (GO): metallocarboxypeptidase activity; zinc ion binding
Source: RefSeq, a predicted model, not a curated record